Messenger RNA from Lingula anatina, 1981 nucleotides. RefSeq names its product cathepsin L. NCBI's taxonomy places the organism in Eukaryota, Metazoa, Brachiopoda, Lingulata, Lingulida, Lingulidae. Gene Ontology annotation, molecular function: cysteine-type peptidase activity. Gene Ontology annotation, biological process: proteolysis. The record is from RefSeq and is a predicted model, not a curated record.
GCUGAUUCAUGGAGACUUAACCUGCUCAUGUGACUUUAGCAUGUGACACCCAUGAUAUUAGUCAUAUGACCCAGAUUACGCGAAGAAGACAGGUGAUAAACAGACGUAUUCAAAUAAAACCAACUUGAAAAUGAAGGGCCUGUACGUGCUAGCUUUGUUUGUGUUCGUAAGUGUUACUGGUGCUCCACAAGAAUGGAUCGAACUGAAUCCAGCAAGCAAACUGACAUUCCAUCCUCAUGAAAUCCGUGCCCAGUGGGAGGAGUUCAAGGCUAUCCACAAGAAGACUUAUGCUACUGCUGAGGAGGAGGGAAAGAGAUUGGAUAUAUUUGCAGAGAACAUUAAAAAGAUUGAAAAGCACAACGCCUUACAUAAGCAAGGUCUUAAGUCCUUUACCCUGGGAGUGAAUGAAUAUGCUGAUAUGAGAGCUGAUGAGUUUGCCAGAGUGAUGAAUGGUUACAAGAUGCAGAAGAACAAAACAAUGGGGUCCACCUAUUUGUCCCCAACCUUCACCAAAGUGCCAGACAGCGUGGACUGGAGAGCCAAGGGAUACGUGACCUCCGUCAAGAAUCAGGGUCAGUGUGGUUCCUGCUGGUCAUUCAGUGCUGCCGGUGCCUUAGAAGGACAGCAUUACAAGAAGAGUGGCAACCUUGUCAAUCUUAGUGAACAGAAUCUCGUAGAUUGUUCCACAAAAUAUGGAAAUCAGGGUUGCAGCGGUGGUCUUAUGGAUCAGGCUUUCCAGUAUGUGAAAGAUAACGGAGGCCUUGAUCUUUUGUCAUGCUACCCUUACGUGGCUGAGGAUGAGAAAUGCCACUUCAAGAAGGACUGUAUUGGAGCCACCUGCUCAGGCUACGUAGAUGUGUCAAGUGGAAGUGAGGAGAAACUGAAGGAAGCCACAGCCAAUAUAGGGCCAAUCUCUGUUGCCAUUGAUGCUAGCCAUUACUCAUUCCAGCUGUAUAAGACGGGUGUUUAUGAUGAGGAAGAAUGCAGCAGUUCUCAGCUAGAUCAUGGAGUCCUGGUGGUUGGAUAUGGUACUGAGGAUAAACAGGAUUACUGGCUUGUGAAGAACAGCUGGGGCACCACAUGGGGAGAGGAAGGCUAUGUGAAGAUGACCAGAAAUAAGGAUAAUCAGUGUGGUAUUGCCACCCAGCCCAGCUAUCCACUAGUAUAAAAGUGGAGUCCCUACUGUGUUGUAUCCAAAUAGUAAGAACCAAACGAUGUGAAGCAUUUUCCAAAGACAAUAAGUGCAGGACACCCACUACAUGUCAUUGGGCAAUCAUAUUUUUGAUAGAAAGACAGGGAACUAUUUGAAAACUUCUGAUUAUUUAUGUAUGUAAUAUUUCUCAGGCUUGUUUUUUUUAAAUUUAUUCCACACACAUUUAUCAAACAGCAUCAACUGCAUUGUGUGUGAAAUGUCAGUUUUUUCAAGAACAAAGCUUUGGUCUAGGACUUUGCAGUAACACUGCUAAUGACAUUGGAAAAAAUUUGUACAAAGUGUUAGUAAGAGGGAUUAGAACAUUAGAGGAUAUGUUAUGGAAGUUUUUGGUCUGCAUUUAAGGAGGUGCAUCUUCCUUGUACCAAAGGUAUAAUCUAUGCAAUUUUGUUGUGAACUUAUUUUUUUUCAGAUUAUCCAAGAAAUGAUUUUUUUUUCACAUUAACCAGGAAGUAAUGUAUCCACUUCAUUUUUAGCAUUUAGUGAAGGAGGCAUUUAAGUUUUUUCACCUUGAUCUAUAUGUAAUUAAUUAUUGAUUUAAGACAGGUCUUGGAUAAAGAACACCAGUCUGACCAUUUCAUGUAUUCGUUUAUCUUUUAAAAUCUGAUGUGAGCAAGGAUAUCCAUUUUGCAUUUUUGUUAACUCUCUGAAAUCCAACAGAAACAAUGAGUUUCUUUUAUUUCAACAAUACACCACCUUUUUUCUUCAUAUUAUAAGGUUUAUGUUUUUAGAAGAGUAUAGAAUAAUGAAUAAAAUACUUUCAUAAACCCA